AACGGUCAGUUAGCGCUCCGAAGUCAUAGAAAGAAGACUAACGUGGAAAAAUGAAUAACGUUAAUAAUGUUAAUAUCAACGUCCAGUGCGAAUGCUACCAUCGUCGUGGCCUUCUCUACUACGCGAAUCCUUGGGCUUGGGGUCGUCCUUGCCGCAGAUGUCGUCGCAUGAUGUCCAGAAACAACAUUGUGGUGUCCGUGCCAGCAAACCAGAUGGCUGUGCCAGUGCAGACCACCACCACCACAGUGAUGCCUGCCCAGUGUGCAACCCACUGGCAGGAGCCACAGACUAUGUCCGCUUUGCCGCCCAAGUACGAUCAGGCUGUGGCAGCUCACUAAACGACAACUGAUGGAUCUUUUUUGAAACUUAAUAAAAACCAAAAUAAAAUACAAUCAAGAACAUUGCAAAA
Drosophila sechellia is the source of this 409-nucleotide messenger RNA. RefSeq lists its product as uncharacterized. The transcript has a single exon. Bases 51 to 338 code for a protein of 95 amino acids. The record is from RefSeq and is a predicted model, not a curated record. NCBI's taxonomy places the organism in Eukaryota, Metazoa, Arthropoda, Insecta, Diptera, Drosophilidae.